AUGCCGUUUGAGAGCCCCGGGUACCUCAUGGAGACAGACGGCGAUGGCGAAGAGAGCGACGACACCAACGGGGCGCGUGUUCGGCCCAUGGACGUCUAUCCGUUCUUGCUGCACAACGUGCACGUCGUCAACGACAAGGAGGCGACGGGCGAAAAGUACCUCAUCAUGUCGGAGGUGUCGGAAGCCAACGUCUCGCCGCGCAUGGUGUCGCAGAUUGCGCGCGAGAUCCACGUCGACAUUGUGUGUUACGUCUUUGACGGCAACGACGCUGACUCGAUCGACUACCUCCUCUCGAUUGAGAAGCACAUACCGGACUCGAUCCCCGUCAUGUUUGUCUGCACCAAGUCGGACCUUAUGGAGGCCACACUCACGUCCUCGAUCGCGUGGGACAAGGCGCUCGCCCACUGCGCAUCGCUCGAGCUCUUUGCGCCACUGAGCGUCUCGGACAAGACUCUGCAGGGCCUCCAGGGCGACCACUCGCUCUACUCGCUCCUCGUCCACCGUGCGCUGCACCCGCAAGGUGCCCUGCCCUUCUCCGCCCACAAACGCCAAGCCAAGCGGCGGAAGCGCUGGAUCAUUGGCGGCUGCGCGGUUACAAUUUCGCUCCUUGCGGUCGCAGGCGCCGUCUACUACAAGGAGAAACUCGAGGUGUACGUGCCGUAUCUCCCGCUCUGGCUUCAGAAGCCGCUCACGCUCCUCCCAUCCGCAGCCAAGUAG
Saprolegnia parasitica CBS 223.65 is the source of this 717-nucleotide messenger RNA. RefSeq lists its product as hypothetical. The record is from RefSeq and is a predicted model, not a curated record. The transcript is spliced from 3 exons. Bases 1 to 717 code for a protein of 238 amino acids. Lineage: Eukaryota; Oomycota; Saprolegniomycetes; Saprolegniales; Saprolegniaceae.